Fusarium verticillioides 7600 is the source of this 1173-nucleotide messenger RNA. RefSeq lists its product as hypothetical. Gene Ontology annotation, molecular function: metal ion transmembrane transporter activity. The transcript has 2 exons. NCBI's taxonomy places the organism in Eukaryota, Fungi, Ascomycota, Sordariomycetes, Hypocreales, Nectriaceae. Bases 1 to 1173 code for a protein of 390 amino acids. The record is from RefSeq and is a predicted model, not a curated record. Gene Ontology annotation, cellular component: membrane. Gene Ontology annotation, biological process: metal ion transport; transmembrane transport.
AUGGAAGAAGGAUCUGAUGGUCCUAAGGACACAUUCACAGUUGUCCCGGGGUUCAUGCAACUCUCAAAGCAAUGGCAACAAGCUUCUCCGAAUGCUUCGUACCAUAUCACCAUGUAUGAGACUGGAUGGCCAGUUAAAGUCACAAGACUCAUUAGGGUUUCGGAAGAAGACACGAAGAAAUGCGCUCGCAUCACAUGCAAUACAUAUGCUCGAGAACGGCCAAAAGAUGGUUCCUCAGACUUCAAUUCCGCAAACCAAAUCAGGAUAGAACUCGAAUUGCUAGAUCCCUUUUACAUUACCGUUCGUUCUAAUGAUAACUGGAGGCAAUUGUUUCUUCUACAGUUCCACCACGCAUGCAUGAAACUCUUUAUCAGUUUCCUCAACAUCUUGGAAGCAGACGAGAUCGACCACGCAGAUGAUGCAGCCACAAACCCUAGCAAGGCCGAGCUUCGGCAGUGGAAUUUGAAGACAAUCAUCAAGCGGUCGUACGAAUAUCAAGACCUUGCAGAGAUGGGUCGUAAAUUAAUAUGCACCACGGAAUCUCUGAUUGAUGUUGUGAGAUCGAUGUCUCCAGUCGUUGACACACCACUUCAUACGAAUAAGUUCAUGGCAAUUGACAUGGAAUUGCGAGGGCUCUGUCGGGAGGCAAGGGAGCAACUUCAGAACUUCUCUGAUCGACUUGAUCACGAUCUGAAAUACCUUGAACUCGCACGGAACAUCAAUCAAAAUAGGAGCGUCCAACAACUUACCCUCUUGGCCACAAUCUUUCUGCCUCUAUCGCUCGCUGCCGGUGUUCUGAGCAUGCAAACGAGGUUCAAAGAUCUAGGGACACUUCUGUACGACUUCUUCGGCGUGGUGGUGCUUCUCGCGGCUAUCGUUCUCAUUAUCAUGAUCCUGUUGAGUCUGGUGGCUGUUGUAAAAGAAUUAGACAGUAAAUUUCUUCGAAACGAAUCAUAUAGAGAGAGUUUCAGAGGAAAGUUUCUGUUAGCGGUCAACAUUGGCUUCUUUGUCUUUGGAUGCCUGGUACUGUCGUCCUUCUUGGUUGGAAUGUUUAAAGAUGUUACGCUUGGUGCCAGAAUCCUUUGGUACGGGGUUGCAGCGAUUUGCGGGUUAUGGGUUGUUGCGUUUUGGCUGGUUCUUGGUGGCAUCAUGACUGAGGACUUGCGCUUUUGA